AUGACCACGGCCAGCCCAAGCCCACGACUGGGCGGAAUACCCAUGAAGUAUCUCUCACUGGUCGCACUGACUCUCCAGAACAGCCUGUUGACCAUCCUCUUGCACUACUCUCGGACCGCAUCCGACAACAAGGUUUACUCUGCUCCCGUCGCCGUCCUCCUCAGCGAGAUCCUCAAAUCUAUCAUCUCCUUCUCCAUCGCCCUCUUCAACUCGACCCGCUCCAGCCUCCAACCUCGCCUGCCCGGCUCACCCCACCAUCCCGCCGACCCGGCCGUCUACCAUGAUCGUCUCAAAUCUGAAACCUACCAUCAUUCCUACCGUCCCCUGCCAUCAACCCAUUCCACACCCCAACUUGCAUCAAUCAUCAUCACACAGAUCAAACUUAAUCUAUCGGCAAUCUUCAGGUAA
Puccinia triticina is the source of this 408-nucleotide messenger RNA. RefSeq lists its product as uncharacterized. Gene Ontology annotation, cellular component: Golgi membrane. Lineage: Eukaryota; Fungi; Basidiomycota; Pucciniomycetes; Pucciniales; Pucciniaceae. The transcript is spliced from 3 exons. The record is from RefSeq and is a predicted model, not a curated record. Gene Ontology annotation, biological process: pyrimidine nucleotide-sugar transmembrane transport. Bases 1 to 408 code for a protein of 135 amino acids. Gene Ontology annotation, molecular function: pyrimidine nucleotide-sugar transmembrane transporter activity.